CCUUGAAAAUAAGAAGAAGAAGAACAGAUGUAAACAAAACACAGCGUUUGUGGGAAAUACUUAGAGUUUCUACAAUUUAUUGAAAUAAAUCCGAUAAAACGCCGACUUUUUAAGCAAAAUGGGUAAAAGACAGCAUCAGAAAGAUAAAAUGUACCUCACGUACACCGAAUGGUCGGAAUUGUAUGGUGGGAAGAAAUUCGAAUCGGCCGAAAAUGAACAUGUCAAAUUUAAACGUUUACCCUACGAUUGUUGUUGCAUUACCCUGGUGCCUUUUGAAAUUCCCUACUGCGACGAAGAGGGCAAUGUGUUUGAGCUGCAGGCCAUACAUGAUUUCAUUAAAAAAUUCAAACUGAAUCCAGUCACAGGAAAGUCAUUGGAUGCCAAGGCAUUGGUAAAAUUGAACUUCCACAAAAAUGCUGAAGAUGAAUAUCAUUGCCCCGCCUUGUUUAAGCCAUUUACCAAAAAUUCACACAUUGUGGCAUUGAAAACUACGGGCAAUGUCUACUCAUGGGAGGCCAUAGAACAGUUAAACAUAAAAGCAAAGAAUUGGAAAGAUUUAAUCGAUGAUACACCAUUCCAACGUAAAGACAUUAUCACCAUACAAGAUCCACAGCAUUUAGAGAAAUUUGAUAUAUCUCGAUUUUAUUAUAUCAAAAAGAAUUUGCGUGUUCUAACCGAAGAGGAAGAGUUGGAGCGCAAUGAUCCCACAAAGAAAAUUAAGACCAUGAAUUUGGAAACUCGCGAAACGUUGGAACAAUUGGAAAGGGAUUACAAAGAGAAAGAGGUCCAAGCCACAACCUCCAAACAGACUGCAGAUAAAUUUAAUGCUGCUCACUAUUCAACGGGAGCGGUGGCGGCCAGUUUUACCUCAACAGCCAUGGCAGUGGAAGUAAACCAUGAGGCUGCCAUAAUCGACGAAGAUUUGGUUUUGUACGAUCGUGUCAAGAAGAAGGGUUAUGUCCGUUUGAGUACCAAUCUGGGACCCUUGAAUUUGGAAUUGUAUUGUGAUCAAGUGCCAAAAACAUGUCACAAUUUCAUGCGGCAUUGUUCGGAUGGUUAUUAUACGGGAACUUUGUUUCAUCGUUCCAUAAGAAAUUUUAUGGUACAAGGUGGUGAUCCAACGGGCAAGGGUACAGGGGGCACAUCGAUUUGGGGCAAAAAGUUUGAUGAUGAAUUUAAGCCCAAUUUAACGCAUUCGGGUAGGGGCAUGCUUUCAAUGGCCAACUCAGGACCCAAUACCAAUGGAUCACAGUUCUUCAUAACCUAUCGCUCCUGCAAGCAUUUAGAUGGCAAACACACGGUCUUUGGCAAAGUGGUUGGGGGCUUGGAGACCCUACAAAAAAUGGAACAAAUCGAGGUGGACAACAAAGAUCGUCCAAUUGAGGAUAUAAUAAUUGAAUCCAUACAAGUUUAUGUUGAUCCCUUCAAAGAGGCUGAAGAACAGCUGGCCGAAGAAAGAGCCCAAGAAGUUGAAAAACAACAACAAGAAAAGCAAGAAGAACAGACAAAGAAACGCAUGAAAGAACCUUUAAAGGUCUAUCGUCAGGGAGUGGGCAAAUACCUCAAUAUUCAGGCAACCAAACAAACACAAAAAGAAGAAACAACACCCAGUCUCUUUGGCGGUGGUGUGGUGAGGAAAAAAGCCACAGGCAAAGCAGGAUUCGGAGACUUCUCAUCUUGGUAAAGAUUGUAUUAAGCUGGAUGCUGGAUGCAUAUAUGCUGGCAAGAUGCUAAAGAAACACUGGAGACUAUUGUGCUUUAUGUUUUGUUGUAAAUGCAAUCAUUUCUAUAUAUUAUUAAAGUCAAACAAAUAAAGUGAGCAUUAUUCCAAUUAAAACAUCCAA
Messenger RNA from Musca domestica (house fly), 1844 nucleotides. Its product is annotated as RING-type E3 ubiquitin-protein ligase PPIL2. Bases 119 to 1684 code for a protein of 521 amino acids. The record is from RefSeq and is a predicted model, not a curated record. Gene Ontology annotation, cellular component: catalytic step 2 spliceosome. The transcript has 4 exons. Gene Ontology annotation, biological process: protein polyubiquitination; protein peptidyl-prolyl isomerization; protein folding. NCBI's taxonomy places the organism in Eukaryota, Metazoa, Arthropoda, Insecta, Diptera, Muscidae. Gene Ontology annotation, molecular function: ubiquitin-ubiquitin ligase activity; peptidyl-prolyl cis-trans isomerase activity.